CGCUGGUGGCGCCGAUGGAUGGGCAUGACCGGCCCGGCCAGUUCAUGGCGUUGCUGCUGUGCCUGGGCAUGACAGCGGCGCUGGCCCUGGGCUGCCUGCACUGCGACCCCAAUUUCUCGAAGAAGUUCUCCUUCUACCGCCACCACGUGAACCUCAAGUCCUGGUGGGUUGGUGACAUCCCCGUGUCGGGAGUGCUGCUCACCGAGUGGAGCCAGAACACGAUGAAGGAACUACACCUGGCCAUCCCCGCCGAGAUCACCCGGGAGAAGCUGGAUCAAGUGGCAGGAGCCGUGUACCAGAGGAUGGACCAGCUGUACCAGGGCAAGAUGUACUUCCCAGGGUAUUUCCCCAAUGAGCUGCGGGCCAUCUUUCGGGAGCAAGUGCGCCUCAUCCAGAACGCCAUCAUAGAGAGCCGCAUCGACUGUCAGCGUCACUGUGGCAUCUUCCAGUAUGAGACCAUCUCCUGCGUCAACUGCACAGACUCACGUGUUGUCUGCUUUGGUUACUACUGCAAGUCAUCAACACAGUGGCAGUCAGCUGUGCAGGGUCUUCUGAGUUACAUAAAUACCUGGCACAACCUUUCACCAAGUAUAAGGUGUCUGGAAGUGCAGCACUUGGUGAACCUGACUUUGGAAAACGCCUCUGAGUGUCUGACCCAGCAUUGAUGGCGCUGCUCAGCCCCAGUAUUAGCGGGGGCCAGGACUCAGCUACACUGUUGCCUGUUCCUCCAGGAGAGGCCAGCUGCUACCUGCCUCUGGUCACCCCAUGGAGCCCAGGCUGGGCCGGGGCUGGGGAAGCAGGGAAGACGGGCUUGUGUAUAGAUGGCGGGACCCCUGGGUAGGGCCCCCAGAGAUAUUUUGAUUAAAGUGUCCUGACAUUU
This is a messenger RNA of Chionomys nivalis (European snow vole), 880 nucleotides long. RefSeq names its product IZUMO family member 4 (gene Izumo4). Gene Ontology annotation, cellular component: nucleus. The record is from RefSeq and is a predicted model, not a curated record. The transcript has 8 exons. Bases 15 to 665 code for a protein of 216 amino acids. Lineage: Eukaryota; Metazoa; Chordata; Mammalia; Rodentia; Cricetidae.